AUGCCCGACGUCCUCGGCCCGGGCGACGGCGAUGCGUACGAACGCGUGCGAUCGUUCCACUACGACGGGUUCGUCGUGGAUGACCCGGAGAUCCUCCCCGAGGCGCUCCACGACGACGUCGCGCGCGCUUUCGAUUCGCUCUUGCGCGAGGGUGAGUUCACCCACGACGUUUUAUCGGCCGGAAACAAGGUCUCGCGCACGUUCGUCACGCGUACGCUGCUCGGAGAUAGAGGGACGACGUACCACUACCAGAAAUUGCGACUUUUCGCGCAGCCUUGGGACGGAGAGAAGCGGUGGGAGUACGCGACGGCGCGACGGCUGAACGAGGCGCUGACGCGGAGGACGCGAGAGAUUUUAAGAGGGACGCGGCACGGAGAAUCGGAGUGCGAGUACAACGUCACGCUGAUCAAUCGCAUGGACACGCGAGAGGAGAGUGAGGUCGCGCUGAAGGACGAGGCGCUGUUCGAUUUGGGGACCACGUCUGUGUCUUGGCACAGCGACUCUUCGCUCAGGGAGAAUUCCACCGUGGCGGUGUACAGCACGGUGGAUGAUCCCGAGAGGGCGGACUGGAGCGUGGCCCUUCGAGCUCUGGGGAAGCAGUGUCCCGCGCUUCGCGUGCCGCUGAAGGACAAGGCGACUUAUUACAUGUGCGGGGAUUUCAAUGCUACGCACCAUCACGCCGUUCUCACCGGUUCGAGUGCGAGAUAUAGCUCGACUCAUCGCGUGGGCGUGGUCGAAAAGGACACAUUUCAGUAUAUUAAGAGGCGGUGUCUCGAAGCGUUGGCUUUGAUUCCGGAUUUAGAGAACAAGAGCGCGAGUUUAGACGCCAAAAAGAUCCAACUAUUGGCUGAAAUUCAUCGCGAGGUUGAAUUCCAAUGGAUCAGGAUGUUCCAUCUACAGGGAGAUACGCACGCUCGUCAGCAUAAAACGUACUGGACUCAACGUAUUGCGGAGCUGACGGAGGCUUGGGAUCGCAUGGAGGCGUGCUUCCGCGCCAUAUUAUCCAAGUUGAAGCUCUCGCCCGAAUCGACUCCGCAACCGAGCAGGGCUUACUCAAUGAUGCUGUACGCGAUGAAAGAAGUCAAAGAGCUUCGCGACGAGCACGUGAAGAGAAUUAGUGCGUCCGCGUACGCAGCACUGCCGGAGUCGCAGCGACCGGUUGAUCUUCCGCAAUACGACGACACGUCGCCGCUGCCGUUUGAACUUAAACCAGUCAUCUAUUUUGUAGAAGCCGAGCAGGCAAAGCUCAAGGGCGAAUCGUGA
Ostreococcus tauri is the source of this 1263-nucleotide messenger RNA. RefSeq names its product Alpha-ketoglutarate-dependent dioxygenase FTO,C-terminal. The record is from RefSeq and is a predicted model, not a curated record. The coding region runs from base 1 to 1263 and encodes 420 amino acids. Gene Ontology annotation, molecular function: broad specificity oxidative DNA demethylase activity; oxidative RNA demethylase activity. The transcript has a single exon. Gene Ontology annotation, biological process: RNA repair; DNA alkylation repair; regulation of multicellular organism growth. NCBI's taxonomy places the organism in Eukaryota, Viridiplantae, Chlorophyta, Mamiellophyceae, Mamiellales, Bathycoccaceae.